AUGUCCAUCAAACACGCACAAUUUCAACCUGUGGAAAGGAAUUAUAAGAAGAAAAAUAAACAACAGUGCGAUUGGGUCCAAAAGUGGCAGCUGAUCGACAUGGAUUUUACAGCAGAGCGUGUGUUUCUUGGUGAACUAGCCUUCCAUAAUCGCUUGAAACGAGACAUAUUUUGGUCAAAGGAGAAAAUUAAUGUAGUGUUUACAGGGCAUACAGCUAAGACGAAUGCAACAUCGAUUCUAGGCUCAAUAUCGGUCAUUGCAUUAAUAAAUGUUAGUUUAAGAGUUUCAAAAUGUAGCAACAAGAGGAAGCAUAGGCGUGCAACUGAUGGCCAUAGCACAGGAACAGAAACAGUAGCGGGGCAAUAUUUGAUGCUCUAUUGGACCUGGCUAUUAAUGGAGCAAAUAUUGGGAUGUGUACCCGAUUAA
This is a messenger RNA of Phycomyces blakesleeanus NRRL 1555(-), 426 nucleotides long. RefSeq lists its product as hypothetical. The coding region runs from base 1 to 426 and encodes 141 amino acids. Lineage: Eukaryota; Fungi; Mucoromycota; Mucoromycetes; Mucorales; Phycomycetaceae. The transcript has 2 exons. The record is from RefSeq and is a predicted model, not a curated record.